Molecule: messenger RNA, 2322 nt
Organism: Cherax quadricarinatus
Lineage: Eukaryota; Metazoa; Arthropoda; Malacostraca; Decapoda; Parastacidae
Source: RefSeq, a predicted model, not a curated record
UAUUGAAAGCAGUAAGUUAAAAGAGUUGUAAUUGACGAUGUGUUUGUAAAAGUGUUCUCACUUACUUUAUUUUACUCCCUGAGUAAUAGACACCAUCGCCUUGUUCUUCGUCAAUCAUCAUUAUUUCCGCACUCUUGUGGCAGAAUUUGGAGGUGAGAGGAGGUGAGCGACGGGCGCCAUUAUAAGGUGGUGCGUGUGGACUGGGGCUCACUAGCCAAUUAUUACCACAACACAGCCCUGGACGGCACUUUCAUGAUUUUAUUCAGUUGGCACAAGGGACACAUAUCCCCCAGAAAUUGUAUAUUAUCAGUGGAGCCGUUGGGAGGCUUGCUGACUCAAUCUUGUAUGUGUGCGUGCGCCUCAGAUUUUCCCCUUGAUAUUAGAAAUAGGCAGUUUUCUAGCAACCGGCAUCGUAAACUGCAGCCAUUCAGGACUUCGUGACUUGACCAAGCCACCCACCCAAAAAUCAAUCAUCCCAUUGCUUACAGGCACUAGCCGUAUCUUGUGUGCUUUAUUUCGUUGUAGUAGCUGUUGUCCACCACUGGACACACAUAAUCCACUUAUGCUGUACAUAGACAACAAGACCCCAACAGAAAGGAGAAAAAGGCAAGAGGAUCGUCAUCCCUCAAGCAAACAUCUGCUACCUAAACUCUGAAUGUGGCUCUCCAUAUUUCUACCCACUGGCACAGCUUCCCAUAGCAAUUGCUGUGGAGUGAACCAGCUGCAUGAAACACCAGUUCAUUGAAUCCCAGGUUGCUGACUCUUGCUCUGCUUAGGAGACUCUUAUCUUGGACUUGACAUAACUCUUCACAUCCCAGGCAAUUUAAUAUUAUCUGCUGCUUUGCUAGAGGAAGACUCAACUACCAACCAUCAAGAUGAGUUACAACGUAAAUCGCAGCGUCAUGGACGCUUUCUACCGCUACAAGAUGCCAAAAAUUAUGGCCAAGGUUGAAGGAAAAGGCAAUGGUAUAAAGACUGUUGUUGUUAAUAUGGUUGAUGUUGCUAAAGCACUUGGACGACCACCUACAUAUCCUUGCAAGUAUUUUGGCUGUGAGCUAGGAGCCCAGACACAGUUUGACACCAAAAAUGAUAGAUACAUUGUGAAUGGUUCUCACGAAGCAACAAAGCUUCAAGAUUUGUUGGAUGGUUUCAUAAAGAAAUUUGUUCUGUGUCCUGAAUGUGAAAAUCCUGAGACUGUACUUUUCCCAAAUGAGAAGAAAGGGAUAAUUAAACAGUCUUGCAAGGCUUGUGGUUAUCAGGGAUUGCUCGACAUGCGCCACAAGCUCACCACAUUCAUACUUAAAAACCAUCCAGAUAUAAAGCCUAAUCAACCUGGCACUGCUCUAACUAAGAGGAAGGAACGGGCAAAGAAGACAGAGAAUGGCCAGAAAGAUUCUCUGCGUCCUAAUUCCCCACGUGCUGACAAAUCUGAUGCAUCCGACAACGACAUGAAUGGUGAUCCUGAAGAUGUAAGUUUUUUUUUCUUGUAUGAUGUUGUAAUAAGAGGGGCCUACAAGUCAGGACGAAAGAUCGCUCCAUUAUCACUCUCCCAGGCUUUGCUGGUGUUUGAUACGCAUAUAUACAAGACUAAAACAACCUGCACUGCUCUAACUAAGAGGAAGGAACGGGCAAAGAAGACAGAGAAUGGCCAGAAAGAUUCUCUGCGUCCUAAUUCCCCACGUGCUGACAAAUCUGAUGCAUCCGACAACGACAUGAAUGGUGAUCCUGAAGAUUACUAUAAAUUUGUUAACAAAUUUCAGAUUCCUCAAUAUCGAAUCCUUCUCCUCCUCUUUACCCAUGGAAAUCCCAAGAGUCAAAAGUACUUCAUUGGUGCUGUUGAGAAACUGAUUGAACUGAAUAAGGAUCUGUUGCUUCCCAAGGUUCCCAUGAUUUUAAAGGCAAUGUAUGACCAUGAUAUUGUUGAAGAAGAGGUGUUACUAGACUGGGGAAAGAAGAUUUCAAAGAAAUAUGUGACAAAGGAAACUGCUGCAGAGAUUCAUGCCAAAGCUCAGCCUUUCUUGAAAUGGCUGCAGGAAGCUGAAGAGGAGGAAACCACUGAAGAGGAGGAAGAUGACGUUGAGUUUGAUCCUCGUGCAUUGAGCCAAUCUCUAAAAGAACAAGAGGCUAAGAUUGCAGGAGAUACAAAACCAAUUGUAGCGGAAGCUCCCAAAAUUGUUGGUCCUGGGGAAGAGGAUGAGGAUGAUGAUGAUGAUGACGACAGUGACUUAGACAUUGACAACUUGUAAACCUGAGGACUUCAUUUAAGGGCUAAUGGUCAUCAGGAAUACCCCCUUUUUUUUUUUUUUUUUUUUUUUUUUUUUU